AUGAGCACGCAAGAUACUAAGGAGUUUGAUGACUUUCACAAUCUACAAGUUGAAGAAAUAGAGGAGUAUUUCAAGACGGACACAGUCACGGGUCUGCCCCCUAAUCUAGUAACUGAAUACCAAUCCAAAUAUGGACCCAACACCCUGGGAGAUGACGCUAAGAUGGAUUACAAGGCGAUGGUGAUCCACCAGAUCUGUAAUGCAAUGAUUUUGGUUCUUAUAAUUUCUAUGGUCAUCUCAUUUGCAAUCCACGAUUGGAUCACUGGUGGUGUCAUCACAGCCGUUAUUGCAAUCAACGUCGUCAUCGGGAUCUACCAGGAGUACAAAGCAUCCAAGACAAUGAAUUCUUUGAAACAGUUGAGUUCUCCAAGUGCACAGUUGAUUAGAAGCGGGAAGAGUGAAACUGUCCCAUCGAAGGAGGUGGUCCCAGGUGACAUCUGUCUUGUGAAGGUAGGGGACACUAUCCCUGCCGAUCUUAGGCUUUUCGAAUGCAGUAACUUUGAAACUGACGAAGCUUUACUGACAGGUGAGUCAUUGCCUGUUAUGAAGGAUCCACACGCUGUGUACUCGCAAAACGAGUAUACCUCAGUGGGGGACAGACUAAACAUAGCUUAUUCAUCUUCUACCGUUGUAAAAGGUAGGGCUAAGGGGAUUGUGAUCAAGACCGCCUUGUCUACCGAGAUUGGUAAAAUUGCUAAAUCUUUGAGAGGCCAAGAUGGAUUGAUCUCAAAGGAUCCCAAUUUGACUUUUUGGAGGAAUUCAUGGGUAACCAUCAAACAAACAGUCGGUGCCUUCUUAGGUACUACAAUCGGUACACCGCUACACAGAAAAUUAUCCAAGUUGGCUAUCUUGUUAUUUUUUGUUGCGGUGAUCUUUGCCAUUGUGGUUAUGGCAUCGCAGGAAUUUAAAGUCGACAGAGGGAUCGCCGUCUAUGCUAUCUGUGUAGCACUGUCAAUGAUUCCAUCCUCUUUGGUCGUCGUCCUAACAAUCACAAUGUCUGUCGGUGCAGCUGUGAUGGCAUCAAGGCAUGUUAUCAUCAGGAAAUUGGAUUCUUUAGAGGCACUGGGUGCGGUUAACGAUAUAUGUUCCGACAAGACUGGUACUUUGACUCAGGGGAAGAUGGUGACGAGAAGAGUGUGGAUUCCUAACUUUGGUACUUUGAUUGUAGGGAAUUCAAAUGAACCCUUCAACCCUAACAUUGGUGGUAUUGAUCUAAUUCCAAGAAUCUCACCUUUUGAAUACAAAACUGACGAUACAGAAGAUGUUGGAAUUUUAAGAAACUUCAAAAGUUUAUUCGAACAUAACUCACUUCCCUCAGAAUUAGAUGCAGAGCUUUUCAAAGAGUGGCUGAACACGGCUACACUGGCAAAUAUAGCCAAUGUUUUUAAAGACUGGGAAACGGACACAUGGAAGGCACACGGUGACCCAACAGAGAUUGCUAUCCAGGUUUUUGCCACGAAGAUGGAUUUACCAAGGUCCAAAUUGACAGGUGAAAAGCAUGCUCAUGGAGGGGCCGCUAAAGAGUUUAAUGAUGAUAAAAGCAGCAGCAAAUCAAGUUUUUCAGAUGAGCAAGAUUCCAUUAAUUUAGAUAAUGCACCAUUCAAGCACCUUGCAGAAUUCCCAUUCGACUCUACUAUUAAGAAAAUGUCCACAAUUUAUGAAUCGAGAGAAACUGAUGAACUUUGCGUGUUUACAAAAGGGGCAUUUGAAGGUGUUUUAAACAGUUGCGAAUACUGGUACGGUCUACAAAAUGACGAACUUUUACAACUUACUGAAACUGACAGAAAGUUUAUUCGGAAGAAUGUCGACACACUAUCUGCAGAAGGUCUCAGAGUGCUGGCGUUCGCCUCCAAGUCAUAUCCAAACAAAGACCUUUCCGAUGAUGAAAGACAUCAAAUUUUGAAGGACCGCUCAGUUGUGGAAAGUAAACUUACUUUCACGGGACUGAUUGGUAUUUACGAUCCUCCAAGAUCGGAAACCGCUGGUGCCGUGAAAAUGUUCCACAGCGCAGGGAUCAAUGUUCACAUGCUGACGGGGGAUUUCCCAGGUACUGCUAAAGCGAUUGCUCAGGAAGUUGGUAUCCUUCCAGUGAAUCUGUAUCACUACCCCAAGGACGUUGUUGAUAUCAUGGUGAUGACAGGGUUGGAGUUUGACGAUCUCUCCGAUACAGAAAUUGAUAAACUUCCCGUGCUACCAUUGGUAAUUGCCCGUUGCUCCCCACAGACAAAGGUUAGAAUGAUUGAAGCGCUUCACAGAAGAGAGAAGUUUUGUGCGAUGACUGGUGACGGUGUCAACGACUCCCCCUCUUUGAAGAUGGCCAAUGUAGGUAUUGCAAUGGGUAUCAACGGUUCAGACGUUGCCAAAGAUGCCUCUGACAUAGUGUUAAGUGAUGAUAACUUUGCUUCUAUCCUCAAUGCUGUGGAAGAGGGGAGAAGGAUGAGUGAUAAUAUCCAGAAAUUUGUCCUGCAACUGCUGGCAGAAAAUGUUGCCCAAGCACUAUAUCUUAUCGUUGGUCUAGCAUUUCAGGAUAAAGACAGCAAGUCUGUCUUUCCAUUAUCUCCAGUUGAAGUGUUGUGGAUUAUUGUUGUCACCUCCUGUUUCCCAGCUAUGGGGUUAGGUGUCGAGAAAGCUGCCCCUGAUUUGAUGGAGAGACCUCCAAAUGAUUCCAAAGCUGGUAUUUUCACUUGGGAAAUUAUCACGGAUAUGUUUGUAUACGGGGUAUUGAUGGCCGGCAGCUGUAUGGGCUCUUUCACAUCUAUCAUUUACGGGAAUGAUUCCGGGAACCUUGGCAGAAACUGUAACAAAUCGUUCAGGGAAGGCUGUCGUGACGUAUUCAGGGCUCGUUCGUCUGCAUUUGCUACUAUGACCUGGUGUGCUCUGAUCCUUGCCUGGGAAGUUAUUGAUUUGCGCAGGUCGUUUUUCAGAAUGACUCCUGACACCGAUGAGCCCGUCAAGCAAUUUUUCAGAGACGUCUACGGUAACAAGUUUCUAUUUUGGUCAGUUAUUUUCGGGUUUGCAUCCACUUUCCCAGUUGUUUAUAUCCCAGUCAUCAACGACAAAGUGUUUCUACACAAAGGCAUCGGUUACGAAUGGGGUAUCGCCAUUGCAUUUACUGUGGCUUUUUGGAUUACCUGUGAACUCUACAAGUACUGUAAGAGAUUGUAUUACAAGAAUAAAUCCAAAGCUCAGAACCCACAGAAUGAUCUUGAAAAAAGUGUUACAAGAGAUCCCUUCCAUGCAUACAGUUCAGCUACAACUCUACAAACCGAUAUUCAUGUACUUCCAAAAGAGUAA
Messenger RNA from Huiozyma naganishii CBS 8797, 3294 nucleotides. It is a transcript of the gene ENA5, whose product is annotated as putative Na(+)-exporting P-type ATPase ENA5. Gene Ontology annotation, cellular component: plasma membrane. Bases 1 to 3294 code for a protein of 1097 amino acids. NCBI's taxonomy places the organism in Eukaryota, Fungi, Ascomycota, Saccharomycetes, Saccharomycetales, Saccharomycetaceae. Gene Ontology annotation, molecular function: ATP hydrolysis activity; P-type calcium transporter activity; ATP binding. The transcript has a single exon. Gene Ontology annotation, biological process: intracellular calcium ion homeostasis; calcium ion transmembrane transport. The record is from RefSeq and is a predicted model, not a curated record.